AUGGCUAAUUUUUUUUCACUAGACGGAGGAGGAAGUAGCAGCCAAAAUCAACAACAAGAAAUCAGCGCAGAGAGUUGGUUCUUGUACAGAAAUGAUCAUAAUCAAGAAAUGCCCACUUACAAAGGCUUCGAGUUAUGGCAAAGUACAACUCCUCAGCAUCAACCCGAACAACAACAACAACAACAACACCAAUUCCGUCACCCAAUUUAUCCUUUGCAAGAUCUUUAUUCCACUGCUGUUGGAUUAGGUGUCGGGCCCAGCCAAAGUGGCUUUGACAUAUUUGCAGGCGAUCAAGAGGCAUCAAGAUCAGGGUUUGUGAUGAUGAGGAGUGGAGGAGGUGGAAUUAGCUGCCAAGAUUGUGGGAACCAAGCUAAGAAAGAUUGUCAACACAUGAGAUGUAGGACUUGCUGCAAGAGUAGAGGGUUUCAGUGCCAAACUCAUGUCAAAAGCACUUGGGUUCCAGCCGCUAAACGUAGAGAAAGGCAACAACAACUUUCUGCUCUGCAGCAGCAGCGACAGGAACGACAUGAUCAGUUACACUUGGAUCAUAACAAUAAUAAUAAGUCCAAAAGGCAAAGAGAGGAUCCAAGUGCUUCCUCUCUUGUUUGUACUCGUUUGCCUUCAAAUACUAAUGGGUUAGAAGUGGGAAAUUUUCCAGCAAAAGUAAGUUCAGCUGCUGUAUUUCAGUGCAUCCAAAUGAGCUCAAUUGAGGAUGCUGCGGAUCAGUUAGCAUACCAGGCGGCUGUGAAUAUUGGGGGCCAUGUGUUCAAAGGAAUUCUAUAUGAUCAAGGUCCUGAAAGUGAGUAUAAUAAUAAUAUGGCUGCCGCCGGUGAUACUUCUUCUGGUGGUGGAAGUGGUAGUGCUGGAGUUCCACACCACCAUAACUCCGCUGCCACCGCCAUCAUCGCAAGCGGCGGUGCUACAGCGGCAGCGGCAGCGGCAGCGGCAGCGGCAGCGGAGGCCUCAAAUUUUCUUGACCCUUCUUUAUUUCCAGCUCCCCUUAGUACAUUCAUGUCAGCUGGUACGCAAUUCUUUCCACAUCCCAGAUCUCCUUGA
Messenger RNA from Nicotiana attenuata, 1056 nucleotides. Its product is annotated as protein SHI RELATED SEQUENCE 1-like. The record is from RefSeq and is a predicted model, not a curated record. Gene Ontology annotation, molecular function: DNA-binding transcription factor activity; DNA binding. The coding region runs from base 1 to 1056 and encodes 351 amino acids. Gene Ontology annotation, biological process: positive regulation of DNA-templated transcription. Lineage: Eukaryota; Viridiplantae; Streptophyta; Magnoliopsida; Solanales; Solanaceae. Gene Ontology annotation, cellular component: nucleus. The transcript has 3 exons.